This is a messenger RNA of Caenorhabditis elegans, 824 nucleotides long. RefSeq names its product Chromosome segregation and cytokinesis defective protein 1 (gene csc-1). The record is from RefSeq and is marked reviewed. Gene Ontology annotation, cellular component: spindle; nucleus; chromosome, centromeric region. The coding region runs from base 2 to 751 and encodes 249 amino acids. The transcript is spliced from 4 exons. NCBI's taxonomy places the organism in Eukaryota, Metazoa, Nematoda, Chromadorea, Rhabditida, Rhabditidae.
AAUGCCACCACGCAAGAUCAAGAAGGACCCGGCUGUGGUUGCGAUGGCGGAUACUCUCGAGACGCGUGUCAAGGACUUACUCGAGGAGUAUAAGAAGAAGCUGCGGGAGGUCGCCCUUCAGACAGCAAAGGCUGAAUCCGACCGGAUCAUCGCCACAAUCAAGCCAAAAUACAGGGAUAUGCCGAUCAUGGAGUUUCUGGCAUCGCCACCGGAUGAUUUCUACAUUGAAUCCGGCGAGGAGGAGGAGGAAGGAGAAGCGGCGGUGGCGGUUAAGCAGGAGCUUCCUUCCGAGCCUGACAUGGAAAUCGACGACGCGGCGGCGGCGCAAAAGACGAGCAUUCCGAUUGGCCAGAACUCCGGCCGGAACACGGUGCAGGUCAAGCAGGAGCCUGAAAUCGACGACGAUGCGGCGCAUGAGACGAGCAUUCCGAUUGCUCCAUCUGGCCAGAACUCCGGCAGGAACACGGCGGCCGACGAGCACCGCCGCAACGAGAUCAUAACGCCAGCUGGACAAGUGCUCCCACUGCCAACACUUCAACCGGAAAAGCCAUUCCGUGCUCCACACGUUGACGAGGAAAUCGCCUUCUCGGUGAACGGAUCGCCACUGGUCUUGGCUGGAAGAACUACUGCUACUGCUGCUGGCAAGGAGAAUCGGAAGAAGUCGAAGAAAUCUGGUGCGGCGAGCAAGAAGGCAGCGGCAGCAGCCGGGCCUCUCCAGCCGGAAACUGAAAAUGCCGGGACGUCUGUAUAGGAAAAAUCCCCCGAUUUAAUUUUUCCCCCGCUUUAAUUUUUAUAAUGAUCUGUAAAUACUUGAUAUUUCAAUU